Messenger RNA from Brassica rapa (field mustard), 8811 nucleotides. Its product is annotated as homeobox-leucine zipper protein HDG10. The record is from RefSeq and is a predicted model, not a curated record. Gene Ontology annotation, molecular function: lipid binding; DNA binding. NCBI's taxonomy places the organism in Eukaryota, Viridiplantae, Streptophyta, Magnoliopsida, Brassicales, Brassicaceae.
AUAUACACCAAAUAAUAUAAUAAAAAAAUAUGAAAACCUAAUUGCUAAAUUUAAUUAAUGAGUAUACGAGAAAAUCAGAUAUUUUUUAUUUUAUAAAUAAAAAUAUUCAAAAUAGAAAAAAAAAUAGAGUUUUCUUGUAUAUCAUAAUAUCCAAACAAAUUGGUGAUUAUCUGUUACGGUGGAAUCAUACAAAAUAAAUAAUUUAUAUUAGCGAAAAUGGAUUUGCAUUGGAAAAAAACGAUGGGUUAGAAUGGAAUCUUUGAGAGAAUCCAACUUCUUCUGCCCCACAUCGAACACACUUCGUGUCACAUCGAAUACCUUUGAAUUCAAACUCAUAUUUCAGUCUUUUUCUGGAUCAACAUUCUUAUAGAUUCUUUGGUUGUGAUUGGUGACUUCUGUAUCGCGGAAUUCAAAGCGGAAUUUAGAAAACCACAGUGCAUUCACCAAUCAAGAAUCGGGUGCAUAAAAGCGUUUUUUAUUUACUAAAAAAGUUAAAUCCGCACACCUAAAACCAUGUGGUCCCGCAAAAAACGCCUUUACACAGUAGUGACUUUUUUUUUCUGACUUUUUUUGUUUUAGUUAAUAUUUUUAUUUAUAGUAUAUAUGUUAGUGAUACGUGGAAUAAUCUGUAUAAGUGUAUCACUCUUCAUUUUGUUGUAUGUGAAUUCUGAACCAAAGAGAAAUUUGUUUUCUCUCGUACUUAUCAAGCAACAUACGUAUUUUUAAGGUAUGAUUUGUAGUUUAUAGAAAUUAUAUAAUAUACAUUAAAUAAUGUGAUAUAAUAUUGACAUAAUUAGCGUUAGUAAAAUUGGUUCGUAAUGAUGUUAAAUAAUUAUUGUAAACUGAAGUACUUACGCAGGUGAUGAAAUCAAAUGUGUUAGUUUUUUUUUUAACACAAUCAAAUGUGUUAGUCAUAUUUAUUAAUAUUAAUAUAUUUAUGACAAGUGAUCGGUAACUUUAAGCUAUAUAAAUAUUAGUCAUUACAUAAAAUGUAAAUUAUAGCUAUUUCAUAUAUUAUUUUAUUAUAUUCUAUAUUUUAUAUCAUUAUUAUUUUACUUUAAAAAAAUUAUCCAAUACCGCAAAUAUAUAUCGUCACCAAUCAAACAAUAUUCCGCACCGCUUUUUACUGAAAACCGCAGUUGUACCGUACCGCCAUUUCAAUUCCGUACGAACCGCAAUUGUGCCGUCCCGCACUUUAAUUCUGUACCGCUUUUAUUACUAAUUCCGCCGUCACCAAUCGGAGCUUUUGAAAUAAUAUGAGCAUUUAGAGAUAUCUUUCUCGGGAACACCGAUAAUUUCCUAUCAAUUUUGUAUUUUGUUGAAAGCCAAUUCAAUUUUUUUUGUUAGAUUCUGUUAAUAUGUUUUUAUUUUCUCUUGGAUUUUAUUUUUUAAUUAUAAAAAAUUAUUUUAUUAGGAAUAGAGAGAACCAGUACUUUUUAUGAGUAGCAGCACACUUGAAUUCUAGGUCCAUCUUAGGUGCAUACUACUUUUAAUGGAGUAUAUUACAUACCUUUGUUUUUGCAUAAUACGCUUAAUGUAGUAUGAUUCUUUUUUUUUUUUGUUACAGGCGUACUGUAGAUGAUUAGGUCCCAUAUUGGAUACAUGUUCCUCUAUUUGUUAUUCAUAUUUUAGUGAUCUAUUUUGUCAAAGCCUCAUUGGUCGACAAGAUUAUAAAAACUGUUUUACAUAUAGUUAAUGUGUGAAAAUAUAUUAUUUUAUAUGAAUAAAUUCUAAAUAUAGAUUUUGGUAAGACUUUAAAAAAAAAAAUUAGUUUUCUUGAACCACAAAAUCUAAUCAACUUAUAUGGGUUAAUUAUGAGGACAAUUUUUUUAGCUUUUCUAAUUUCUUUAAUUUCUUACUUGAAAUUAACUUGUUUUCUUCAUAAUACAAAUAUUUUGUUUUCCUAAUCCAUACAUAUUUUUGGAUUGGUACAAAUUAUUUUUGCAUUUUCAUAUUAUAUUAGAGAUGUAUCACAGUUCUAUUUGGAAAGAUCAUUGGCCAAAUUUCCUCAAUAUCUUUCCGAAUAGAGAUAUGCCACGUUUCUAAUAUGUAAGGAACAAGUACAUCUUGAUUAGGAUGUGAGAAUAAUAUGCACAUAUAGCCAUCUAAGCGUUCUUAUUGUCAAUUAUCUUUAGGAACUAAUCCCAUCUCACUGAUUAGGAAUAAAAUAUUUUGUAUUUUUUAUUCUAUUUAACAGAAUGCUUUUAAUUGUCAAGAAGAUAUUAUAAAAAAGAAAUAAACACAUUAAGAAGACGAUGUGCUUAUGUUCUAAAAUAUUCUGUCUUCAAGUUCUAAAAUGUAAGCUGCAGUGUCCUUUUUAUUAACCCUUAAACGAUGAUAAUGAAUUUAUGAUAAAAUGAAACUAAAUUUUAUAGUAUUAUCAUAUUUAUACUUAUCAAAAUUCAUUUUUAUGCAUUGAAUAUACUGUGUUGGGAUUUAUUUAUUUUAUAUGAACUUAUUAUUAAAUUUAGAUAUAUAUAAAGAAAUAAAUUAAUAUUAGCAUGGAUCAUUUUGUUGUAGAGAUUUUUUCUCUGUACGUAAUUUUAGUUUCUAAAUAUUAUAAUAACUAGAAAGAAAUAAAUAUUAUAAGUAAAUAAAAUUAUAUUACAUAGAAUCAUCAUAUUCUAUAUAUUCAUUUCAUGUACUUUCAUUUUUUAUAAAUAAUUAUAAGUAAAUACAACUAUAUUACCUAGAAUCAUCUUAAUUAAUUAAUCUUAUUGAAUUAAAUUAAUUUUAAUUUUAAUAAUUCAAUUAUAAAAUAGGAUAAUAUAUCAUCUAUGAAUUUUGUUUAAUAGAUUAUUAAAAUUAUUUAAUUAAAUAAUUUUAAAUAUUUUGAGAACUUAAGAUAGAAAAGCCGAAAUUAGCACACAAAUUUGGAUGAAACCAUAUAAAAAUACUAUUAAAACAUCAAAUAUUAUGUUUUUUUGAAAAAUAUGCACAUAAUCCAUUUUUUAUAUGCCUGAUAAGUAAAUUAUUAUACCUUUGAUUUUUACAUAUCUCGAUUUUUAAUAAUUUUUAUAAUCACUAAAUGCUCCAAAUUUAAUGUUUUGACAUCUUAUAUUUGGUUAUUUUAAAAAUAUUCUCUUUUAUUAUAUAUUUAUAUAUAUAAUAAAAAGAAGACAUAUUUUAGCUCUCUAUUUAUUUAAACAAUAAUUUUAUGUGAUGUUUAUUUUUAUCAAAAUAAAUCAAAAGUUUUCCAAAGAACUUAUUUUCAAAUAGCGUAUUAAUAGUAUAGUACAUAAAUAAUUGAGGAAUAAAACUAAAUUAGAUAAAACUGUAAAGCUUAGUUUUAGAAAUUAAUUAUGUUUUCAAUCCCAUUUUAGGCAGAACUGAUCAACUAAUUAUUUUAUUCCAGUUUGAUUUAUUCAAUUAAUAAAAUUAAACGCAGAUAUAUAGCUCAGAAGCUUAGAAAAAAAUAUCAUUUAUUUGCAUCAAGCAUCGUAAGACAAAAAUAAACAAUUAGCCUACUAAACAUCAUUAAAAUUUUGUCUUUCAUAUUUUUUUUUAUGUUUUUCGUAUUAAUAAAAUACUAAAACAUUUUAUCAAUUUUUCUAAAAAUUUCACAUCUUAUGAAAAAAUUAAUUUAUUAAUCAAAAUGGAAUUUGAUACAUAUUUUCGUAAAUAUGUUUUGUUUUCUUGGCAAAACAUUUGGCACAACUGUGUAUUAAACAUAUGUUGUUCAUCUUUCUUUUUUGCUUCAUAAAUUACUUACAACAAAUCUGAGACUAUGGAUACCUUAGAUUCAAAGAAUGUUGUUUUGAGUGUAUAUUAGAUUCAAAAUUUUGGAAUUACAGAGUAUUUAAUAUACAAGACACUGUAUACAGAAACAAAAGAUAUGUAAUCUAAAAUAACAUAUGAAAAACUCAAACACUGUAAUCAAAUUAAUAUAACUUUAUAUUACUAACAUGUAAAUCCCCUGUUUCUUUUAUAAAUUAUUUAUAGAAUUUUGAAUUUAAUAACUAUAUGUAUCAUGUGCUAAUAAAUUUAGAGAUGUACUUUGAAUAUUAAAAUUUUGGUACUAUUAAAUUUGAAAUGGUUAUUUUUAAAUAACUCAACCAACACGCUAAAUAUAGCGCUAAAUUAUAUACAGUAAAAAUCUAUAAUUUAAUAAUAUUGGGAGUAUAGAACUUUAUUAAUUUAUAGGAUUCUUUUUUUAGAUUUAUAUCUUUUAGAAUAUAUUUUUUCCAUAAUAAGAAAAAAAAAAAAUUUAUUUCACUGUUUAUAUAUUCAUUAAAUUUUAUACAUUCAACUUGCAUAUCUUUUUAUUAUAUUAUUUGAUGUAUAUGAGAUAUGUAUCAUGCAAUUUAAAUGUGUUUUAAAAUUAGUUCUUAGAUAUUAUCAAAAUAAUAAGAAAUCUUAAGAAAAAUAGAAAUAAUAUCCACUAUAACAUAAACAAAUAAUACAAUAUAUCAUUUCUACUUAUAUAAACGAUAUAUAUAUAUAAUUUAUUAAUUUAUUAUUUUAGUGGGAUUAUUUAUUUACAUGGGAUCUUCAAAAAAAAUGUUAUCUUUUUAUUUUAUUGAUUUGUGUUAUAUUUUGCACCGGUCAACCGAUAAAAUUUAUUAAUAUAGUCGUUAUUAAUUUAUAGAUUUGUUACUGUAUAUAGUUACAUGAAAACUCUAGAUUUGUAAAAUUCAAUUAAAUAAAUCAUCUGAACUAUGUUAUAAUCAUUCUUUCAUUUCAACCCAAUUUUUUUUUGAAGUUUAAUUUAUGAUGAAAAUCCGGUAUCAUACUCCAACAUUUGCUUGUUAACACCUCAUUAGCUCAUUUUGAUUUAAUCAUAGCUAGUCAAUAUAUUUUAAUUGUUAACUAGCGCGCAGGUUUUUGUUCUUCGUAAUUAUAUAUUUUAACUCAUGGAAAUCACAUAAGUUAAAUUGUUUAUACUUAUUAUAUUAUAGAUUUGAUGUUAUUCAUGUUUGACAUUGAGAUUGUGUUUUUCUUUUCUUGUGCUUUUAUUUAAUUUAUUUGGUAAAAUAAACAGUAAAGUGUUAAAGGUUUAAGUAUACUUGUGGGUUUUAGUAAAUUAUAUUAUAUAUAUUUUCUUUUAAAGUGAAUAUAUUGUUCAAAAUUUUUAUUGAGUUUUUUUUAAAUUAAUACAUUAUUUAGAUAAAAAAAUGAAACCAAGUUACAAAAAGAACAUUCAAAAAUAUGAAGAGAAUUAAUGUCAAAAAUAAAAAUAAGAACAGAUUUUAAAAUUUUUAUUUUGCAAACUUAAUUUAUAUUAUUAAUUGGGCCAUUUUUUAUGAUUUUAAAGUUGGUCCAUCAUAAUUUACAAUUACAUAGUGGAUAUGAGCCCAUAAUUUACAAUCACAUAGUGGAUAUAAGCGCAUAAUUAUCAAUAAAAACCUUUUCCAAUGAUCCAAGUCCAUAUGUUAUUUUUCCAAGAAAAAAAUAAAAACGUUUUUCCCAUCUACCGACUUUUCUUAUCCCAUCAAAAGUUCUCUAUUCUUAUCUCUAUUCUUAUCUCUUUCCCCGCAGCCGACAAAAUUCUGACGCAUGCUUUCUCACAAUUGAUCUAAAUAAGUUAAUGUCUUCACUCUAAGAUUAUCAGAAGAUAGAUCUAUUGAUAACUUCAUCUUUUGGCAUAAAGAGACCAGCUAAGGUAUGAAAUACCAAGAGCCUUCAAUCGGGGAUGAAUAUUUCUUAAAGCAUUUUGCAUAAUUGUAUAAAUAUAAUCUAUAACUGAAUAGCCAUUUAUGGAUAAAAUAUUUAAAAGAACUUAAAUAUAUAUACAAUAUAUUUGCAGAUUUUUAGUUGACGAUGCUAACUAAUUUUUGGUAAAAUUUUAAAUUUAGAAUCAUAAUCAGUUAUUUACGGAUAUAUAUGAAUUCAUCAAAAUUCCUUCUUCUAAAUCUAAACAAUUACCAAAAUAAAAUUCACUAAGGUAUAUACAUUGAAUAAAUAAUUGUUAACUGCUUUUGGUCUAACGUAAUAUUUCAUAUUGGUUAAGUGGGAAUAUUUUCUUGGCAGAUUAAUAUAGAAAUUACUGGCAUACUGGAAAUAUUUCUUGGCAUAAUGUAGAACGAAAUUAAUGGGUUAGCGAAAGUAUAAACCUAUUGUGUUUAGAUCAGUGGCAUUAGAUUGUAAUUAUUAAAGAAAAUUCAGGAUCAAGUUUUAUUUGUACUCAUGUUUUAAUAGAUUAGAUUAAGAGUAUCCAAUGUACUCUAGGUGGAACUUGAUGUAAAUCUGAAAUGUUCAAAAAAAAAUCUUUUAGAGAAUAUAAAUAGAAAAAUAUCUCAUUAAUACUUUUAGAGUCGCGUCCACAAAAGAAAAAAAAUCUGUAAUGAGAUUGUUUUCAUAAAUGGUCUUGUUUUAAGUUUUUUGACAAAACAAAAAGGACAUAAGGAAAAUUUCUAAACCAUAUAUGUCUUUUCCAGGGUUUCUAUAUAAAUAGCUUUUAAAUGGUUAAUAGAUUAUGCAUAUUUGAUUAUUCUUUCAUUUGGAUUUAAAAAUGGCUUCUGGUCGUGAUAGCAGCUCAAGUGAUGAACAAGAAACUUCUCUGUACACCAGUGAUGGGGAUAAAAGGAUUUACCAUCGCCACUCUAAUCAUCAAAUUCAAAAGCUUGAAGCGUAUUUCAAGGAGUGUCCUCAUCCAGACGAUUUGCAGCAACUUAAAUUGGGCGAAGAACUGAAACUUAAACAAAAACAAAUCAAAUUUUGGUUUCAAAACAAAAGAACCCAAGCCAAAGUUCAAAAUGAAAAAGCAGACAAUGCAUCACUUAGAACAGAGAAUAUGAAAAUACGACGUGAGAACGAAGCAAUGCAAGAGGCAUUGAACACUGUGACUUGCCCUCCAUGUGGUGGCCCUCAUCCUGAGCAAGUAGAUCGCAAGCUCUAUUUCCAAAACCUCAGUGCAAAUAACGCAUAUCUCAGAGAAGAGCGUGACAAACUCUCAAUUUUGGUAUACAAGACCGAAGGCCAUCCAAAACCUAUUGUCAAUGCUUUAGCCUAUCUCCAUGGUCCAUCAUUGCACGCAUCGACUUCCAACAACCCACAUGUCACAUAUGGAACCUCUUCCAACCAUCUCGUGGAGCCGCCAAGCUUGUUAAGAGAACUAUACCUUCGUGAACACAUCAGCUUCGCCCAACCGCCUCAGCCGCGACAACUGCAAUGUUCCCCGCCACUAUCUAAUAUGGAGAAAGUGAUGAUGACUGAAGCGAUGGUAGCUGCUGUGACGGAGGUUAUAACUCUGAUUCAAACUGAAGAACCAAUGUGGAUUAAGUCGUCAAUCGAUAGUAGGCUCGUAAUUGAUCAAGAGAACUAUGAGAAAAAGUUUACUAAAAAUAGCUAUUUUAAGACUCGUAUUGAGUCUUCCAAGGAAAUCGCGGUGAUUCCAUUGGAUGCCAAAAACUUGGUGAACAUGCUCUUAGAUACGGAGAAAUGGGCGAGUCUUUUCUCAACAAUUGUGAGCAAAGCUAAAACAAUUCACGUGCUGGAAUCCUCGAAAUUGAUGUAUGAGCAACUGCACAUACUGUCGCCAUUGCUGCCACCAAGAGAGUUUAUGAUUCUAAGAUGUUGCCAACAACUGGAGGAAGGUCUCUGGGUGAUUGCUGACGUUUCUUACCAUCAAGUAGCCUUUGAGUUUGAGUUUGGGACUCCGGCUUGCUACAAACGUCCUUCCGGUUUUCUCAUCCAAGCCAUGCCCAAUGGUCACUCUAAGGUGACGUGGAUGGAGCACGUGGAAGUAAAUGAUAAAGUGCGGGCACAUCGGAUUUACAGAGACCUCUUAUGCGGCGGCUUUGGCUACGGAGCUCGCCGUUGGACCGCUACUCUUGAGAGAAUGUGUGAGAGGCUAUCUCUCUACUCUGUCUCUGACUUCCCGACGACUGACGACCCCGGAGUUGUGAAAACCAUAAAUGGAAGAAGGAGACUCAUGGAUUUAGGAGAAAGAAUGUUGAAGAAUUUUGCAUGGAUACUAAAUAUGCCUGAAAAAUCUGAUUUUUCGCAACAGUCUGCAACCAACAGCAGCGGAGUUAAUAUUUCGGUGCGUGUAAACAAAGAAGCCGGCCAACCGGUCGGUCUCAUUGUCUGCGCUUGUUCAUCUUUAUGUCUCCCUCUUGCUCCUCUCCAAGUCUACAACUUCCUUAAAAAUCUCGAGGUUCGCCACCAGUGGGACGUUCUCUGCCAUGCGAGUCCGGUUACUGAGGUCGCUCGCUUUGUCACUGGAGCAAACAAUAAGAACUGUGUGAAUAUUCUCCAGCCUUCAAGUGCAGCGGAGGGUGGUGACUUGAUGAUAAUACAAGACAGCUUCAUAGAUGCAUUAGGAGGUAUGGUGGUCUACGCUCCAGUGGACCUAAGCACUGCACACGCUGCCGUUUCAGGUAAUGUCAAUCCUUCUGACAUUCCAAUCCUCCCAUCCGGUUUCGUCAUCUCCCGUGACGGCCGUCCCUCCGCAACCGCUGAGCUAGACGGUGGCUGUGACAAUUGUAAGACGCUCCUGACGGUGGCUUUCCAGAUCCUUGUCACUGGUCCGACUAUCUAUGAAGAACUCCAAAUGGAUAAAUGGACCACCUCAGUCGAUACCUUGAUUAGCUCCACUAUUACAAAGGUUAAAGCCAUGCUUAACUGCCAUGAUGGACAGUGAGAGCUGUUUCACAGUUCUCAAACUAUUUGGUUCUGUUUCUUUUAUUUCAAAUAAUGCUUUGAGUGAGAAGACUAUUCUCCGAUAUGAUUCUCUAGUGAAUCAGACUCUAUCUUUCAUUCUUUUGGUUGGUUUACAAACUUAUAAUUUCUAAGGGAAGGCCCUUAGAUAAAUAAUGUUAUGUUUGUUGCCGGUUUGGCUUGUUUGUUUAUGAUAUUGUUCUAAGACUA